AUGGCGGAAGAGAUUGCAACGGAAAAGCCAAAAUGUGGAGGUGGCGGAUCCAACCCGGACGAUUACGACUUGCCUCUCCAUGUAGUCGCUCUUUUUCUUGUCUUAUUUUUCAGCAUUGCAGGAGCUGGCUUUCCGGUUGUUGCCAAGAGAGUCAGCUGGAUGAAGAUUCCCCCAAAGGUCUUCUUCGUGUGCAAACAUUUUGGGACAGGUGUUCUCAUUGCCACUGCCUUCGUUCAUCUCCUCCCAACCGCUUUCCAAUCCCUCAACGAUCCAUGUCUGCCAGAUCUUCUGACCGUUCAGUAUCCGGCGAUGCCUGGCGUUAUAAUGAUGGCCUCCUUGUUUUCCCUAUUCGUUAUCGAAAUGAUUCUCAAGUCUAAGACUGGUGGCCACUCCCACGGUGGUCCUACAGGCCAGGGCCUUGCUUCACAUGGGGCUCCGCCAGGUAUAUCUGCUCCGCCAGGUCCUUCUGAUCCACCUAUGUACCGAAACCGGUCGGACACGCGGGAAUAUGGAGACUAUCAAUACCCGGAUGAAAAAAGUGGCGCAUAUCCGAGGGACUACAAAGUGGAUGGCGAUUACGAACGUGAAACCUCCAAUGAUAUCAGGAUGUUUGGCCUCCCUUCGGAGAUGCCGCCAUGGUUCCAAGUCUUCUUCGCGCAGUACGUUCGCCAGCGAGAAGAACUUAAGGGUAUGAUCCAAGACUAUGCUCCUCGCUUUAUCGCCCCUGCUCCAGCGCAGCCAAAGUAUCCCGACCCGGAGCAUACAGCAUUAGCAGAGCCGGAAAUUGAUGAGGCCACAUUCAAGAAGAUGUCGCUUAAUAUUACUCUCCUGGAAGGUGGUAUCCUUUUCCAUAGUGUCUUCGUGGGCAUGACCGUCUCGAUCACCACCGAAGGAUUCAUCAUUCUCCUCAUCGCUAUCCUCUUCCAUCAGUUCUUCGAAGGCCUCGGGCUUGGAAGCCGUAUCGCCGCAGUGCCUUACCCGAAAGGUGCAGCACGACCAUGGGUUUUGGUGGUGGCAUUUGGAACAACGGCUCCAAUCGGGCAAGCAAUUGGUCUAAUGGCAAGGAAUUCCUAUGAUCCCCAAAGUGCCUUUGCUUUGAUCAUCGUGGGAGUAUUCAACGCUAUUUCGUCUGGACUUCUGAUUUUUGCUGCUACUGUCGACCUUCUAGCGGAAGAUUUCCUGUCCGAUGAAGCCCAGCUACUAAUGACCACGAAGAUGAAGACCUGGGCCUUUAUAUUUGUUUUGCUGGGGGCUGCGUGUAUGGCCACUGUCGGAGCAUUUGCUUAG
Venustampulla echinocandica is the source of this 1287-nucleotide messenger RNA. RefSeq lists its product as uncharacterized. The record is from RefSeq and is a predicted model, not a curated record. NCBI's taxonomy places the organism in Eukaryota, Fungi, Ascomycota, Leotiomycetes, Helotiales, Pleuroascaceae. Gene Ontology annotation, cellular component: plasma membrane. Bases 1 to 1287 code for a protein of 428 amino acids. Gene Ontology annotation, molecular function: zinc ion transmembrane transporter activity. The transcript is spliced from 7 exons. Gene Ontology annotation, biological process: zinc ion transmembrane transport.